This is a messenger RNA of Necator americanus (New World hookworm), 933 nucleotides long. RefSeq lists its product as uncharacterized. The record is from RefSeq and is a predicted model, not a curated record. Lineage: Eukaryota; Metazoa; Nematoda; Chromadorea; Rhabditida; Ancylostomatidae. The transcript is spliced from 2 exons. The coding region runs from base 1 to 933 and encodes 310 amino acids.
AUGUGGGUCUCUUCGAGACCUCUCAUGGGAAUCAGGGUAAACGGACAACCGAUAGAACUCGUCGAUGAAUCCUGUAAUCUGGGCUGCACGCUGAAGAACAACGGUAGCUACGAGAGAGAUGUUCAGCAAAGAUGCGCUAAGGCCACUUCUGCAUUUAACUCCUUAACGAAAUGCCUGUGGUCGACCUCCAUCACCAACGAAGUCAAGCUGCGAGUCUACCUAUCCGCAAUUCGCCCCAUCAUGAUGUACGGAUCGGAAACUUGGGCAGCACCAUCAACGGUUAUGGAGAGGCUUGAAUGCACGGAACGAAAGCUACUUAGACGGCUAAUUGGCUACUUUUGGCCUAGGGUAUGCCACAAUGAAGAUCUCUACGCAGAAAUAGAUGUGGUAUACCGGCGGAUGACACGUGGAAGACAUCAACAUCUUGCACCGCCAUCGAAAGUGGCUAAAGUAAAUCGUCUUCGCUUCUUUGGUCAUAUAUUAAGGAGACCGGCCGAUCGCCUUGUUCAACGAGUUCUGAGGAGUUUGCCGGGUUCAAGCUGGAAGAAUCCACCUGGCCGAAAACGGAAGUUUUGGACUGAGGUGGUGAAAGACGACCUGAGGACACUCGGCGUGGAGAGGCAGUUCAGGCGAGACGUAAGGUUUCGCAGAAUAUGGAAUAGCGACGAAUGGAUUGAUUCUGUGCAAGCCCUCGCAGAAGAUCGAGAAGGUUGGGCAGAGCUGUGUUCAAGGACGGCACACCUCGGCGAAGAUGCGGCUAAUCGCGUCAGGCCAUGUCGUCGAUUAAGUCAGAAAGGGAAAUGGUAUGACACUAUACAACUUUUUCAGACUCGUUUGACUAAUGGGGAAGAACUACAAACAAAUCAGUUGGAAAAGAUCGCAAGGGAGUCGCAAUUUCUCGCUCAACUUUCUAGCCUCGGUGCCACUCUCUGA